AUGCCAGAAGAGUAUCGACGAAAUGAAACAAUAGAAGAACGAGAAGCACGCUUGCUGAAGAGCACAAUAACAACUGCUUCACGACGAGCUGCUUCAACGCCUUCUCAGCGUGAGGCCCGACAAUCAGCAAACGCAUAUAGGACAGCUGCUUCGCAUGCUGACAAAACACCUGCUCAUCGUGAGGCCCGACAAACAGCAAAUGCAUAUAGGACGGCUGCUUCACGUGCUAACGAAACGCCUGCUCAGCGUGAGGCCCGACAAACAGCAGAUGCAGAUAGGACAGCUGCUUCGCGUGCUGAAGAAACGCCUGCUCAGCGUGAAGUUCGUCUUUCUAAUGAUAAUGAAAGACAUGUGAACAGAAGAGCGAACUAG
Molecule: messenger RNA, 372 nt
Organism: Macrosteles quadrilineatus (aster leafhopper)
Lineage: Eukaryota; Metazoa; Arthropoda; Insecta; Hemiptera; Cicadellidae
Product: zinc finger protein 821-like
Exons: 1
Coding region: 1-372 (123 amino acids)
Source: RefSeq, a predicted model, not a curated record